Dreissena polymorpha is the source of this 4385-nucleotide messenger RNA. RefSeq lists its product as uncharacterized. Bases 1392 to 2021 code for a protein of 209 amino acids. Lineage: Eukaryota; Metazoa; Mollusca; Bivalvia; Myida; Dreissenidae. The transcript is spliced from 7 exons. The record is from RefSeq and is a predicted model, not a curated record.
AUCUAUAAAUAAACGUUAUGAAUGAGUGUAAUAUGACCAUAUAUGAAGAAAGCGUAAUCAAAUAACGUGCGAGGGGUACCGAAUGGAGAAACAAGAAAAAAACAUCGUUGGAAUAAUCUCCCCUUUUGAUUGCACACGAGCUUUCAAACGGUUGAGAUCCGGUGCCCAAGACAGGAGAAAAGUGAACCGUAUUGCUGGGGACUCCAAUGCUCAUCGGAUUAAGGAUAUUCUUCCUGAUGAUAUAGCUGUCAAAUGCCUGCCAAUCUCUGAUGAGAAUAUGUAAUGACAAUGGUAUAGAACAGUAAUUACAGUUUCAGGUUUGUUUCUAUUAAUGGUAUCACAUGUACACAUUUUUCUAAACGUUAAAACGAAAUGAUUAAUGAAAUAAACAAAAGGUUACCGUUUAAACGAUAUCCAAAUGUCAGUUAUAAAAGCGUCAUUGACAUCGCAUUUCCAAACUGAAAGUAAUGAUUAUUUCCAGAAGUUAUAUUCAGAUCAUAACCCAUUUGGGCAAUGACGUCAUAUUAAAACCAACUGUUCUUGCCGUUGUUGAGUCAUUGGGUACACAUUUUCUACUUACAUGCCGUAGUAUUUUAUAACAAAGACAAAUAAAUAUUGAUCCCACAUUUCUUCAAUAAGACUACACCUGUGUAAAUUUUUUAUUGUUUUCUACCUAACAAGAUGUACAUAAAAACGAGUAUCUGUUUAUUAAAUUAAAAAUGAAUGCGGAUGAAUAAAUGUCAGAAAAAAUUUCCUCAUGCACGUUGUGCUGACGCGCGUCAAAUGUUCAAGACAAUUCGGGGAAUGAUCAUGCAACAAAUAGCUGGAAAAUUUUCCCGAGCACUUUGUGCCGACGUGUGUCAAAUAUUCAAGCCGUCUAGGUCGUACAUGGUGUUUUGUUAUGUUUACGCUGUUGUGAAUAAGGGCCAUCUGGCACACAUGAUACAAAUGAAUACCAGUCUUUUUUUAACAGCUUUUAAUAAGUUUUGCAACAUUGUAACGUAAUGAACUAAAAUGGAUUAUGUUGAUAUCAACAGUCGUUUAAAUGUUUACUGUUUUUGUAAACAUUUUUGAGAAAACACGAAAUGCCACCAUUUAAACGUGAUACUCAUAGUUUCUAUAAAUGAUGUAAUUAUUUCAUUUCUUUAUACUUAAACAGUUCAAAUGUCAAGUCCUAAGCUUCGUAUGAUUACAGUAUUUGUCAUCAAUAUAAAGUUAAACUUAUUAUGCUGAUGUGCAAUUAUUGGCAUCAUUGCGUUUUCUAACUAAUUUGCAUGGUUAUAUAUUUUAUUUAAGCGUGUGGAAUAUUUUACAGAUUGUAGGGAAUUGUAAUUGCAAACUUUUCAUUUUAAUCUUGAGGCAAAGCAUGAAUUUUCCUUGUGUAUUCAUUCAUGUAUAUUUGUGAUUUAUUUACACAGACAUUCGCCAACUCUGUUUUCAAAGGUGCCAAAUUUUCUUGUGAUCGUUUUCGCCAUGCAUUGUUGAGAGACUUGCGGAAGAUGGAUGUUCAACAGCUGUAUCUUCAUCUAGGUUCAAAUGACAUUCUUACGAAUGAAGCGGUGUUUUACCGAGAUGUAGCUGACUUGUGCGAUUUGGUGCAUCAGGAGGCGCACAAUCGGUGUCCAGAAUGCAGGGUUAUUUGCUCCAACGAAGACGCUUUGCUGAGCCACUUCUGCAGUCGCCACAUCAAGCAACCAGAGACUGGAAAAGAGAGUAAAAUUAAGCUGAUAGGCUCACCAAUGAUUGCAUCUGCUAAUAAUGAACUCAACGAAGUCAGCUCAAGGAAGUGGAAGGCAUGCUUGGAAAAUAGAAGUUUCCAUUAUGAAGGAACAUACAAACAUUUCCCACCCACCAUGUGGAUCAAGAUGUUUGGGCUGAUGAUUCUGGGUCGUAUGUGUGGACAAGGUGGUCUUCAUUACAUCAUGAUACAGCUGUGUAUUCAACAACAUGUUAACCUGUCCCAGCGGAUGUUGAUGCUCUUAAAUGAUGUUGAGAAAAAUCCAGGACCGAUUAGUUAUUAACAGAAGAACAGAACAGUAACAUACUUUUAUUACAUUAACAGAGGCUCUGAUUAGAUGUGUAUCUGCGUAAAGAACUCAUAGAAAAUAUCAAUAUAUAGAUAAAUAAAACAAAAAUAGAGUUAAACAAAUCAUGGUGAAAUCCACAAUACACACCAAGAGCUAUUAGUAGGCUUAUCUCCAUUGACUUAUUUCACAGUAAAUCUCUUUUUUUUGCCUUUUCAUUAACAUUUCAAUCAAAAAUAACAUUUGUGAAAAACUUAGUCAAUGAUUAUAACUAAAGUUAAAAAUGUGGACACUGUAAGUUAAUUGACUUUGGCUUCCAAUCUGCAGUUUACAAAGUUGCUUGUUAUAGGAGUAUUCGUGCAAAUGGAUAUCCUGCAAGGAAGACUUCCACUCCAUAGGACAGCAAGAUGCACAUAUCAUCUCUCAUGUGGUUCAAGAGAAAUGCUGUAGAUGGGGAGACUGUACCAAAGUCCUGAGCUUUAAUAGUCUUGAAAUCCAUGAACUUAAACAUCUCUAUGAUGUGAGUUUAGCACUGUGUAUGAACUGGUGUUGCUUCAUUUUCUGCAUAUCUUUAUCUCAGUCUUCUCUAGUUUUGAUGGUCAAAUACAUAUUGUCUGCCAGUUUUUUUCCCCCAAUACUGCCGUUCAUCGUUUGCUUGCAUCAAGAGUUUUAAAAGAAAUUAAAACUCAUUUGUUUAGUUAGAAUCUUAUGAAAGACUUAAAUGGCCAUGUUUAAUACAAUUGUAUAACAACAUAUACGAGCUAAAAAAAUAGUUGGAAUAAUUAAUGUAUAUAUGAACAUAACAAAUUUACUUAAAAUCAUAGGUCUUAUUUUUGUCUGCCACUAUAAGAACCAGAACAUAUUUCGGACAUUCGAGGAUUGACUUGCUGUGUUAGAGGAUCAUCAGGUGAUGGAAGAAACCAGGCUUAUUUCGACUCAAUGUUGAUGAAACCUGAUCGACAUGCUCAUCUUGGUUGAGUAAGCCUGGGUUGAGUGUGUCCAAAAAGUAGGUAACCUGGUGAAAUCUUAGGAAAACAUUGUAACCAGAUCCAGGUUUAUUUGACUGACAGACCGAUGGACAGUGGGUCAACCGUAAAUCCCUUCAUGUGAAAACGGUAGGGACAAAAUAAAUAUCACAUUGCUCUUCUGAGUUCAUUUGUAAACCAAGUUUUAUCACAAAAUUAAAAUGGUCAAUGUAUUAUUUUGUGUAUUUAAAAAUUAUGUGAAUAUUAAGUUUCAUGAAAUCUUACUGAGUUUUCUCAAUUUUAGCUACUAUUCGGACAUGGACUGACGGACAAAUGGGCAACAAUGUCGCAAUUUGUAUACCAAGUUUUAUAAGAAUUGUUUCAUAAAAGUAACCAAUGUGUCUGUUCUAUGUCAAGGUAACUACUAGGAUGAAAUACACAAAAAGAUUUUGGUUCACAAUAGGGUAGGCUCCGCGUGCCGUGAACCGGGCAACAGCUUUUGUCAUUUAACAUUUGUGUUUUAAUGGCAUAAGCUGGCAGAUACCCUUUAACUUUAACGAUGUUUUCCGAUAAUUUCUCGGAAAAUACAAUCUAGCAAUUUUGAUUUAAUUUAGAUUACUAAAAAUUAAUAUUAUAUUUAUGCCCCCCUUGGAAGAAGAGGGGUAUAUUGUUUUGCACAUGUCAGUUGGUUGGUCCACCAGAUGGUUUCCUGAUGAUAACUCAAGAACGCUUUGGCCUAGGAUCAUGAAACUUCAUAGGUUUAUUGAUCUCGAAAUAGUAAAAUGGUUUCCGGAUGAUAACUCAAGAACGCUUACGCCUAGGAUCAUGAAACUUCAUAGGUACAUUGAUGAUGACUCGCAGAUGACCUCUAUUGAUUUUCAGGUCACUAAGUCAAAAGUCAAGGUCACAGUGACUCGAAAUAGAAAAAUGGUUUCCGGAUGAUAACUCAUAAAUGCUUACGCCUAGGAUCAUAAAAUAAAAAAAUCAUAGGUACAUUGAUAAUGACUGGCAGAUGACCCCCUUCAUAGGUACAUUGAUAAUGACUGGCAGAAGACCCCUAUUGAUUUUCAGGUCACUAGGUCAAGGAUUAAGGUCAUAGUGACUCAAAACAGUUUAAUGGUUUCCUGUUGAUAGCUCAAGAAUACUUAGGUCUAUGAUCAUGAAACUUCUCAAGUACAUUGAUCAUGACUGGCAGAUGACCCCUAUUGAUUUUCAGGUCACUAGGUCAAAAGUCAAGUUCACAGUGACAAAAACGUAUUCACAAUGGCUGCCACUACAACUGACAGCCCAUAGGGGGGCAUGCAUGUUUUACAAACAGCCCUUGUUCUGUGUUAAAAUUAUGUACACGUCUGCGUUAAAUAAAUAUGUUCACAUUUGAAAUAAAGCUAAAAAUGUG